Molecule: messenger RNA, 1512 nt
Organism: Penicillium taxi
Lineage: Eukaryota; Fungi; Ascomycota; Eurotiomycetes; Eurotiales; Aspergillaceae
Product: S-adenosyl-L-methionine-dependent methyltransferase MidA
Exons: 3
Coding region: 1-1512 (503 amino acids)
Biological process (GO): mitochondrial respiratory chain complex I assembly
Cellular component (GO): mitochondrion
Molecular function (GO): protein-arginine omega-N symmetric methyltransferase activity
Source: RefSeq, a predicted model, not a curated record
AUGAACACAGCAGCGCGGCGCGAGGCACUGCAUACAUUCUGCAGGUUUCGCAACUCUCCAUCUAUACCUGCACGACGAUGGAAUUCCACAUUCGAAACAAGGAAAUGGUCUACUCCAUUAGCUCGCACAUUAGCCAAUGCGAUGAAGGUCACUGGCCCCAUCCCAAUUGCGGCAUACAUGCGCCAGGUUUUGACCUCACCGGAAGGCGGUUACUAUACCUCGCGUCCCGAAACGGGUGCUGUCUUUGGAAAGCACGGUGACUUUGUAACUUCACCAGAAAUCUCCCAGGUUUUUGGUGAGCUCAUUGGCAUUUGGAUAAUUGCAGAGUGGAUGUCUCAAGGACGAACCAGGAGUGGUAUUCAGUUGAUGGAAGUCGGGCCUGGAAAGGGAACACUGAUGAGCGAUAUGCUGCGGACGUUCCGUAAUUUCAAAAGCUUUUCUUCCAGCGUUGAAGCAAUUUAUCUCGUUGAGGCAAGCCCAACACUGAGACAAACGCAGAAGAUACUGCUUUGCGGGGAGGAGGCUUUCAUGGAAGAAACUGACAUUGGUCAUCGGAGUACCUGCAAAUAUUUUGACGUACCAGUCAUUUGGGUGGAGGAUAUUCGACUUCUGCCACAUGAAGAGGGAAAGACACCGUUCAUCAUUGCCCACGAAUUUUUUGAUGCGCUUCCAAUUCACGCUUUUGAGUCAGUUCCUCCAUCUCUCGAGAAUACGCCGGACCAACCGAAAGAGAUCAUGACACCUACCGGCCCCCAAAAAUUGCACCAACCACUUAAAGCUGCAAACAUUCCUCAAUGGCGCGAGUUGUUAGUCACAUUGAACCCAAAAGCAGUCGACGAAAACAUUGAAGGAGAGCCAGAGUUCCAAUUGACCAUGGCAAAAGCCGCCACGCCUACUUCGCUUGUGAUUCCUGAGAUCUCAGAGCGCUACCGCGCUCUUAAGUCGCAAGCUGGUGCCAGUAUUGAAGUCAGUCCGGAAAGCCGAGUGUAUGCAGCAGAUUUUGCACGCCGUAUCGGUGGUGAUGCCAGUUCUGCGCCAAAUGCCCAGAAGACGGCUACUCCUGGUAAAGUUCAGAAGAAGACGCCCUCUGGCGCUGCUCUGAUCAUGGACUAUGGAACUCUAUCGACUAUUCCGAUCAACUCACUGCGCGGAAUUCAGCACCAUCGAUUAGUACCUGCACUUUCCGCGCCGGGCCAAGUCGAUGUAAGUGCUGAUGUUGACUUUACUGCUCUAGCCGAAGCAGCUCUUGAGGGCAGUGAUGGUGUUGAAGUUCACGGCCCCGUUGAGCAAGGCGAUUUUCUCAAUGUCAUGGGCAUAACAGAGCGUAUGGAGCAGAUACUCCGCAAGGCUGGAGAUGACAAGCACAAGAAGACAUUGGAGACUGGGUGGAAGCGAUUGGUUGAAAAAGGCGGUGGUUCCAUGGGUCAGAUCUACAAGGUCAUGGCUAUUGUACCUGAGAAUAAUGGACGCAGGCGUCCUAUUGGAUUUGGAGGGAGUAUCCAAAUGCCUUAA